Molecule: messenger RNA, 8572 nt
Organism: Macaca mulatta (Rhesus monkey)
Lineage: Eukaryota; Metazoa; Chordata; Mammalia; Primates; Cercopithecidae
Gene: TLL1
Product: tolloid like 1
Biological process (GO): proteolysis
Molecular function (GO): calcium ion binding; metalloendopeptidase activity; zinc ion binding
Source: RefSeq, a predicted model, not a curated record
ACAGUGCAUCCCCAAAUCCUCACACUUUUGCUCUCUUGCAGUCAGUUGCUUUGCUGGCUUCUGCAGGCUUUUAAGGUCUCGCGGCGUAGAAAUGCCUGGCCCCCACCCCCUUCCUCGGUCUCCCCUUUCAAUUCAGAUGUGCUGAUGUGCAGACCGGAUUCAUCUUCUCGGAGCGGCGGCGGCGGCUUUGGGCUCAGGCGGCGGCGGCUCGCGCUCGGCCGCGGAGUCCUGGCAGCAGCGGGGACGCGGCGCGGGAGCCCGAGCACUGGUGGCAGCUGAACCCGCGGGGCGCCGCUGGCCGAGCCGCGGCCGCGGGAAGUUCGGCAGCCAGAAGAACGAUCUGGCAGGCUACGAGCGCCCGCGCCGCCAGAGCCGAGUUUGCCUGCGCCCUCCCCGCCUCCGAAUGCCGAGUUCCUUACCUGCCCUCCGCCCACCCGCGGGCCCCUAGCCAACUUCUCCCUGCGACUGGGGGUAACAGGCAGUGCUUGCCCUCUCUACCGUCCCGGCGGCAUCCACAUGUCUCCGGACACCUGAGCACCGCGGUCCCGCCGAGGAGCCUCCCGGUGGGGAGAAGAGCACCGGUGCCCCUAGCCCCGCACAUCAGCGCGGACCGCGGCUGCCUAACCUCCGGGUCCCGUCCCCUCCUUUUCCUCCGGGGGAGGAGGAUGGGGUUGGAAAAGCUUUCCCUGAGGAUGCUCGUGUGGCUGGUGGCCUCGGGGAUUGUUUUCUACGGGGAGCUAUGGGUCUGCGCUGGCCUCGAUUAUGAUUACACUUUUGAUGGGAACGAAGAGGAUAAAACAGAGACUAUAGAUUACAAGGACCCGUGUAAAGCCGACUGACCACUGCUCUAAGCAGUGUUGGGGCAAUGCCUGGGCUGCCCGAGCCCUUGAAGUUCAAGAAGAAGCACCUGGACUUCUCAUGAGGGCAGGUCAGAGUCAAUCUGUAUUUUGGGGCGAUAUUGCCUUAGAUGAUGAAGACUUAAGUAUCUUUCAAAUAGAUAGGACAAUUGACCUUACGCAGAAUCCCUUUGGAAACCUUGGACAUACCACAGGUGGACUUGGAGACCAUGCUAUGUCAAAGAAGCGAGGGGCCCUCUACCAACUUAUAGACAGGAUAAGAAGAAUUGGCUUUGGCUUGGAGCAAAACAACACAGUUAAGGGUAAAGUACCUCUACAAUUCUCAGGGCAAAAUGAGAAAAAUCGAGUUCCCAGAGCCGCUACAUCAAGAACGGAAAGAAUAUGGCCUGGAGGCGUUAUUCCUUAUGUUAUAGGAGGCAACUUCACUGGCAGCCAGAGAGCCAUGUUCAAACAGGCCAUGAGGCACUGGGAAAAGCACACAUGUGUGACUUUCAUAGAAAGAAGUGAUGAAGAAAGUUACAUUGUAUUCACCUAUAGGCCUUGUGGAUGCUGCUCCUAUGUAGGUCGGCGGGGAAAUGGACCUCAGGCAAUCUCUAUCGGCAAGAACUGUGAUAAAUUUGGAAUUGUUGUUCAUGAAUUGGGCCACGUGAUAGGCUUUUGGCAUGAACAUACACGACCAGAUCGAGAUAACCAUGUAACUAUCAUAAGAGAAAACAUCCAGCCAGGUCAAGAGUACAAUUUUCUGAAGAUGGAGCCUGGAGAAGUAAACUCACUUGGAGAAAGAUAUGAUUUUGACAGUAUCAUGCACUAUGCCAGGAACACCUUCUCAAGGGGGAUGUUUUUGGAUACCAUUCUCCCCUCCCGUGAUGAUAACGGCAUACGUCCUGCAAUUGGUCAGCGAACCCGUCUAAGCAAAGGAGAUAUCGCACAGGCAAGAAAGCUGUAUAGAUGUCCAGCAUGUGGAGAAACCCUACAAGAAUCCAAUGGCAACCUUUCCUCUCCAGGAUUUCCCAAUGGCUACCCUUCUUACACGCACUGCAUCUGGAGAGUUUCUGUGACCCCAGGGGAGAAGAUUGUUUUAAAUUUUACAACGAUGGAUCUUUACAAGAGUAGUUUGUGCUGGUAUGACUACAUUGAAGUAAGAGAUGGGUACUGGAGAAAAUCACCUCUCCUUGGUAGAUUCUGUGGGGACAAAGUACCUGAAGUUCUUACUUCUACAGACAGCAGAAUGUGGAUUGAGUUUCGUAGCAGCAGUAAUUGGGUAGGAAAAGGCUUUGCAGCUGUCUAUGAAGCGAUCUGUGGAGGUGAGAUACGUAAAAAUGAAGGACAGAUUCAGUCUCCUAAUUAUCCUGAUGACUAUCGCCCGAUGAAAGAAUGUGUGUGGAAAAUAACAGUGUCUGAGGGCUACCACGUCGGGCUGACCUUUCAGUCCUUUGAGAUUGAAAGGCAUGACAACUGUGCUUAUGACUACCUGGAAGUUAGAGAUGGAACCAGUGAAAAUAGCCCUUUGAUAGGGCGUUUCUGUGGUUAUGACAAACCUGAAGAUAUAAGAUCUACCUCCAAUACUUUGUGGAUGAAGUUUGUUUCUGAUGGAACUGUGAACAAAGCAGGGUUUGCUGCUAACUUUUUUAAAGAGGAAGACGAAUGUGCCAAACCUGACCGUGGAGGCUGUGAGCAGCGAUGUCUGAACACCCUGGGCAGUUACCAGUGUGCCUGUGAGCCUGGCUAUGAGCUGGGCCCAGACAGGAGGAGCUGUGAAGCCGCUUGUGGUGGACUUCUUACCAAACUUAACGGCACCAUAACCACCCCCGGCUGGCCCAAGGAGUAUCCUCCUAAUAAGAACUGUGUGUGGCAAGUGGUUGCACCAACCCAGUACAGAAUUUCUGUGAAGUUUGAGUUUUUUGAAUUGGAAGGCAAUGAAGUUUGCAAAUAUGAUUAUGUGGAGAUCUGGAGUGGUCUUUCCUCUGAUUCUAAAUUGCAUGGCAAAUUCUGUGGCGCUGAAGUGCCUGAGGUGAUCACAUCCCAGUUCAACAAUAUGAGAAUCGAAUUCAAAUCUGACAAUACUGUAUCCAAGAAGGGCUUCAAAGCACAUUUUUUCUCAGACAAAGACGAAUGCUCCAAGGAUAAUGGUGGAUGUCAGCACGAAUGUGUCAACACGAUGGGGAGCUACAUGUGUCAGUGCCGUAAUGGAUUUGUGCUGCAUGAAAAUAAACAUGAUUGCAAGGAAGCUGAGUGUGAACAGAAGAUCCACAGUCCAAGUGGCCUCAUCACCAGUCCCAACUGGCCAGACAAGUACCCAAGCAGGAAAGAAUGCACUUGGGAGAUCAGCGCCACUCCCGGCCACCGAAUCAAAUUAGCAUUUAGUGAAUUUGAGAUUGAGCAGCAUCAAGAAUGUGCUUACGACCACUUAGAAGUAUUUGAUGGAGAAACAGAAAAGUCACCAAUUCUUGGACGACUAUGUGGCAACAAGAUACCAGAUCCCCUUGUGGCUACUGGAAAUAAAAUGUUUGUUCGGUUUGUUUCUGAUGCAUCCGUUCAAAGAAAAGGCUUUCAAGCCACACAUUCUACAGAGUGUGGCGGCCGAUUGAAAGCAGAAUCAAAACCCAGAGAUCUGUACUCACAUGCUCAGUUUGGGGAUAACAACUACCCGGGGCAGGUUGACUGUGAAUGGCUGUUAGUAUCAGAACGGGGCUCUCGACUUGAAUUAUCCUUCCAGACGUUUGAAGUGGAAGAAGAAGCAGACUGUGGCUAUGACUAUGUGGAGCUCUUUGAUGGUCUCGAUUCAACAGCUGUGGGGCUUGGUCGAUUCUGUGGAUCCGGGCCCCCAGAAGAGAUUUAUUCAAUUGGAGAUGCAGUUUUAAUUCAUUUCCACACUGAUGACACAAUCAACAAGAAGGGAUUUCAUAUAAGAUACAAAAGCAUAAGAUAUCCAGAUACCACACAUACCAAAAAAUAACACCAAAACCUCUGUCAGAACACAAAAGAAUGUGCAUAAUGGAGAGAAGACAUAUUUUUUUUAAAAACUGAAGAUAUUGGCACAAAUGUUUUAUAUAAAGAGUUUGAACAAAAAAAAUCCCUGUAAGACCAUAAUUAUCUUUGUACUAAAAGAGAAGUUUCCAGCGAAACCUUCGUCAGCAUUACAAGGAUAUUUGAACUCCGUGCUUGAUGGUAUUAGUAAAGCUGGUGAAAGGGCAUCACAUACUUCAAGGAAGACUCUACAAGCUUUUGUUCACAGCUUGAAAUAGAUGCCUCACAAUUCAGAGAGUUUAAUUCAGGAGUUGUGACCCUGCAGAGUUCUUUUUGACAAUUUGUCAAGAUUUGGGGACAUAAAAUGAUCUUGCAGGUCAUAAACUGGAAAACACUAUUCUGGUUGUCUUAGGAUAAUUGCUGACUUUGUAUCUUGGAUACAGUGUAAACCAGAUCCAUGUAAGGUGAUGUGAAAUGGGAGUCUUUCGAGGGUGAUUUGUACUUUCCAUGUGUAUGUGUGUGUCUGGUGUUUGGAAACUGGGAUAUUUCAGCUUCAUUAUUUCCACUUGCAGGCCAGCUUAACCUCUGAAACACAAAUGAUCUUGAGACCACUUUAGUGUACUUACAUUUUGAUGAGUUUGAAAUGUCAGUGGUGUCUAUUAUUGCAGUUAAAUUCUAGACAUCAGUUCUUUGUCUCGGAAAAUGUCCAGUGAAAUGGUAAACUUAGUUCUUUUUUUUGGAAGUGCUGCCUUUCACACCAAAUCCAAGAAGCCUGUGAUGUCUUAUGAACCUUAUGAGAAAACGCCGAAGAGGUGUGAGCAGGAUUCUUCUGAAUGACUGUCUGGAUGGUUCAUUACUCAAGUUACUGCUGCUGCUAUUGUCUUUCCUUUGUUGUCGAUCUGUUAUUGUUGUAGCUAUUAUUGUUGAUGUUGUCAUGGUUAAUCUAUUUUUUAAAAAUGAAAUGAAGCGGAAGUAGGUCUUGUGAGAACUGAAAGAUCUCUUUCAUUUUUCUCUUCCUGGGAUUCAUUUUUUCAAAAUGCAAUGCUGGAAAAAAAUGUUUGUUUCUGAAAGACUUCUUAUGGUGCUAUUCCAUAAACUUUUUUUUAAACAAGUUUUUGACCUUUGAGCCAACCCACCUGUAGACUACGAAUGUCUCCCUAUGGCUGGUGGCAUUUGAAGACUAAAGACUUGUCAAAUGUAUCAAGAGUAUAUCAUUGCAAGGGCAACCCUUGUCCUGUGGAACAACUACUUAUAAUGCCUUAGAAUUCUUGCACAUGAUCAAACAGAUCCUCCUAAAACACACCUUUUGAAAUGUUGAACAUAAGAGUGUAUGUUAACUAACAGCUCUCUGAAGAAAAUGCAUUUCCAUGACUGAAGCAUUGGAUAUAAAUACGGUGUCCUGCUUUUUUUGUAGAAAAUGUAAUUUGAGGAUGAAUUUUCUGCUUUAAAGGCAUGUGUGUUUUUAAAAUUAAUGAAUGUAGAUGUGUGAUUGUCUGAGUGAGUGGCACUACAAGAGGUAAAAAAUAAUGGGUGGUUGAAAAGUUAAAAUGUAUGUGCCAAGUUCUACUAGAAUUCCAUUUGAAAUAGCACCUUCCUUAGGUUUCAUGGACAAAUAAUGGGAACUUCUAAUUAUGAUCAAUCCCAUUAAAGAAAGGCUCUUUCCUUUAGAGAAACUCUAUUUUGAUGUCAAUAUAGAUUACUGUAUGAGGUAGCUUUGUUUCUGUUACCUGUCCAUGAGCAUACAACAUUGAAUACAAUUGGGUAUAUUCUUUCAGUUUUACAAAAUUAAACUAUACACACAGAUGUAGCUUAUCUGUUUUUUUUUAAACUGUUGCCCUGAAAAUAUUUCUUGCAUAUGAAUUGUAAAAUGUAAAUACAUUUUUAAAACCAACAUUUUGAUCUUAUUGAAUGUUACUUUGAAAAUGUAUAACUAUUGCCUGCAAUGUAGAUGAGCCUGUUAGUAGAGCUGAUUCAUUCCAGUAACUUCUUCCAUAUUUUCUCACUAAUCUCCAGUUAGCCAAAAUAUGCCAGGAAUGGGAAAGAGGAGAAAAAAUCAUUAACAUUAACACCUAUACUGUUCUAUACUACUCCUACUCCGUGCUAGGAGUGUGCACUAGCUCUUUUUAAAUUCCAUGCUACACUCUGAGGACUGUCAUCAUGUUCUCGUUUUGUAGUUCAGAAAGUGAGGCUCAAAGAAUUUAUUUAACCUUCCCAGAGUCACAGUGUAAAGUUAGAUGUUGAAACCCAGUUUAUCUUAUAUAAGAGUCUCUGCUUGUUCUACAAAGGUAGUAGAAUCAAUCUUGACCUACAUAAAUAGUAGAUUUUUUAUGGUGAAACCUUCCCACAUAAAGUAAAUUUUAGGGGUGAAUUAGAGUAAAACUCUCAAGAUAGGCAUUUUGUUCUUUUCGAGAACAGCAUGAAACUUAGAAUAUCAAUGAUAGCUGUCUUUAAGAAUCAGAAUUAGUACUAGAAAUUUAAAAUAAACUAUAGUUUGGAGUUAGGAUGAACCUUUUGUGAAAAUAAAUAUAUUAAAUUAUUUUGCCUGAUGUGAUAGGGGAAAUGUAUUGGUCUAUAUUAAGAAAUAUUCUGGCUAUUCUGAUUGAUAUCUUACUACGCCAUGGUGAGCUAUGCUCUGCACACUGAGAAAUUAGGUAUUUAGAAGGCACACAGAGAUGUUGCCAUAACUAGGUCUUCAACAUGAAAAUUGAUUUUUAUUGUGUCAUGUCAGAUAUCAGUUUACCGCAUAUUAUUUUUAUAUUAAUUCAACAUUUGCCUUAAACGUGUUGUUAAAUGAAAAUAUAGACAGCUUCAUUGUUGUGUUGUUAAUAAUUGUUAGUUACUGCUCCAGACAUUUUAUUAAAUUAAUUUUUUAAAUUAUUUUCCACCCUACAUCAGUAUAUUGGUUGUGCUUUAUAUUUGCCAAAAUCCUAACUCCCAUAUUGUCCUCUCUGACUAUACAUAGAUCCGGCCACUGCACUCCAGCCUGGGCGACAGAGCGAAACUCCAUCUCAAAAAAAAAAAAAAAAAAAAAAAAAAAAAAAAAUCACUGUUCUCACUGGAUUUUAUUAAAUUAUUUUUAAAAGUCAAUUUUGAAUAUAACUGUAGUUUAUUCAGGAGAUAGUGACUUAACAUAAAUGGACAAAAUAACUUUUUAAAAGAAAUGGAUGAGAAGCAAUUGUGUUUCCAAAACCCUCAAGUAUCCUAUUCCUAUAUGGCUGGAUUUUUGCUAUGUAUGACUCAUUUUAAUAUGUCACAGUAUGAGAUUCAAAUUCUGCUUAACUUUAAGAUAUCUUAGCCUCUUUUAUUUGGUUUGUGAUACUGCUGUAUUUUUGGUGAUAAGCUUCAAAUAUCAAAUUUCGUUCUGCCAUAUAGAAAAAUCUCUAAAAGCACCAAGUAAUUUUAUUUUUGUAAGGUUAAAAUUUAUUUUUUAAAAGAAACAUUAAAUUAUAUAUUUAUGUAGAUUUAGAAGGAGUAUAACCCUGUGUGAAAUUAUAAAUUACUUAAAACAGUUAUCAAAUAUUUGGAAACUAUUAUUUACUAAUAAGAAUAAGACUUGCCUUAUGGAAAAUUUUUGAUGCCACUUGUUAAAUCAGGUAUGGAAGGAGGAAAGCAGAAAAUAUAACUGCCUCCUAAAGAUGUAUAACUUGAGUUGCAGUAAUGCUUUCUAUUUUACAACAACAAAUGUGUAAUAAGAACUUACCAAAAAGAGAAAAAAGGUGGCCGGUGAAUGAAUUGAAAGUUUUUAUCCUUCAAUGCAUGGUAAUUGGUUUCCAAUGAAUAUUUAGCUUUUGGUGUUUUAUGUUAUUGUUAUAAAACUGAGAAACUUUGUCAUUAGAUUAGGAACCAAGUAGUGGGAAUGCUGGCUCUGAUAUUUUGUGAAAUAGCAUUAUUCGUCUCCAAACUUUCUUCUGACAUCUACAUUUUCACUGUCUAGUUUCCAACUUGCCUAACUUUCCCUCACUCCAGUAUAUUGAACCUGAAUCCAAGCUGGCCACGUAACUCUAGUUCCAGUCAUGACACCCUAAUGCAAGUACCCAUGCAGGAUGAAAACAAAGGAAUUAUAAGGCUGUGAACACACUUCACUAUAUAUGACCUCCUUCUCAUCCAAUAUUCUAAGCAGCAAAUGAAUACCAUGAAUAUCAACUUCUAACUUCAAAAAACUUGUAGGUGGAAAUGUAUCUGCAUAAAAAGCAGUUGAAAAGAGAUCUAUUAAACUCUAUGCAGAUUGAGGCACUUAGAAGGUCCAACAUCAGGACUUAUCUUUAUUUAUUGCCAGGUUGGAGGUAUAUGAGUAAAUACUGACAUUGCUUCUGUUGUUAUAUUUCUAUAUGAAUAUAAGCUAACAGCUUCACCAGUCCCUCUGACCUUGUUUUGUCUGUCUGUGUUGUCCUUAUAUCUGGAAAGUUACUUAUAUAACAUUUUAUUUUUGCUCAACUAUCAAAUUUUGAGAGCAUACUUGCAUCUGAAAACAAAUAGCAAUGAAGGUUACUAAACUGAUUUACACUAUUUUAAACAUGUGCUCAAUGCUUCAGUCUAUUUUGCAAAUUACAAUUUAAAAAUAGAUUCAAUGGUGCUUCUUCUAUUGAAUAAUAUUAUAGGAUGAUUAUAUUAGCCACAAUAUUUAAUUAUACAACAAAUCUAAGAAAGAAAAAGUUGCAUUAUCAUUUGAAAGCUCUGUUAGUUUUUUUUUUUGAAGAGCAACUGUAAAAAUUUAGCUAAAUACAAUAAAUUUCCAUCAAAAUAUAAAA